Naegleria lovaniensis is the source of this 762-nucleotide messenger RNA. RefSeq lists its product as uncharacterized. The transcript has a single exon. Lineage: Eukaryota; Heterolobosea; Eutetramitea; Acrasida; Naegleriidae. Bases 1 to 762 code for a protein of 253 amino acids. Gene Ontology annotation, molecular function: endopeptidase inhibitor activity. The record is from RefSeq and is a predicted model, not a curated record.
AUGCAGGUGAGUCCAAACAGUUCUGACUUCACUGUUUUUGUUACCAGUUUUCAAGAUGGAAAACCAGUACCAAACGCCAAAGUGGUGUACACGUAUACGGGCCACUAUUAUCCUACAGAAAAUGGUUUUGACGAAAAACGAAUGGAAGGAACAACCAACGAAAAAGGUUUUGUUUCUUUUGAGGGAGCCCCAGACCGGUUAGGUUAUCAUCCAAUGAUACAUGUUUCAACAGAAAACGACAGUGUAACUUACACAAACGUGAGUGCCGGUUAUAUCAAUCGCCAAGGGAACCAGCUACUGGCUCAUAUUUUCAAUGAUCGUGGUCUUUACAAACCAAAUGAAAUGGCUCACUUUAAGGGAUUCACAAGAGCUAUUCAAUUCGAUUUCAGCAAGGGCUCAAACAAGUAUGGUACUUAUGCCAUCAACAUUCCAACCAACUGUUCAGGUAGCUACACGUUUUACGAUUCAAGACGAGUCAAAUAUGCUGAAGGAAAGAUUGAAGCAAACUCAAAUGGAUCUUUCGAAAUUGAGCUCAAAAUUCCUGAUAACGUAAAUUUAGGAAGUCACUACAUUGAUAUUCGAUUACAAGGGCACUCAUUCACUCACAACUUCUCUGUAGAGGAGUUUAGAACACCUGAAUACAAUGUUUCGAGUAACAUCAUUCCGUCCUCAUUGAAAGUGGCAAACUACGUUGGAGACAAGUUGGUUUGCAAAGUGUCUGCCAAUUAUUACAGCGGUGGAGCAUUGGAAAUGCAAAUGUAA